CGAUAUUCCUACGAUAUUCCUUCAUUCGCAGUGUGGCGAAGACCACUAAAGUCCGUGUCUGCCCACCACCACCAUAUGAUAGUACUUGGUCGAAUAUUAUGCUCAGAAUUCCGCUAGCUUUUCAAUUUCUAAGGAUCUGUGGUAUUUUUCUUCUUUCAACAUGUGCUCUCAAGGUCUCUGGCAAUGAGCUCGAGGUCGACUUUCAGGGGGCGCAACGCUUCUUUUCGCAGUCAGCAUUGACGGAGGGUCAUAUAUCGAAUGAAGUUACGGGCGCUGGAGAUAUCACUGCCCCGAUUGACUCUGGCGUGUUGAGGAGGUUCACGUUGCUUUCGGAGACCGAGAUGUCAGAAGUGUUGCAGCUGGCCGAGAAACGCGAUUGGGAUGUAUGGCAAGCCACCCCGCAGCAUGUCGACAUAUUUUUCCCUCGGCAACCCUUUCUCUCCGACUCCUCUUCAUCUCCCCAUUCACUUCAGGAUUCUUUCAACCACCUCGCUCCAUAUGCCUACCACGAUACCGCGAUACCUCGAGUUUCUCUACCAACUAUGGACCUGCAUACUUCGUCCCAGACAGAACUCGAAUCAGACCCAUGGAACCUCAGUUCGCUCGCCGACUCGACAUUCUACUCCACAUAUCAUACGCUGGACGACAUCUACGCUUUCAUGCACGACCUCGCAGCUCAAUACCCUGAGAAGAUCACGCUCGUUCCGCUUGGACAUACGGGCGAAGGGCGCGAAAUGUACGCGAUGGAGAUACGGACGCCCUCCGCUGACGAUAAUCAAAGUGGUGCUAACUUUAACUUCGGUGGUGAAGAAGAUUUGGAGAAGGAGAAGGGUGCCACCCUCCGCGACGAGCUUCCUCCUGCAGAGCUUGUGGGAAAUGAGGAGUGGUCACAGGGCGUGCAUGCCGAGAAGAAUAAGGAUAAUAAGAGCAAGAAGGGAAAGAAGGGCAAGAAACCAAAGGGAAAGAACGGGAGAAGGAGGAAAGAUAAGGAGAGAGUGGAAAUAGGUGGAAAAGCUGGUUUCAUUAUUACGGGCGCACAACAUGCGAGGGAGUGGGUGGCAACUGCCUCAGCUCUCUAUCUCGCCCACGCACUCGCAGCCAACACCUCCGAGAGUGAAUCACUGGGCCAUCUGCUGGACAAAUACGAUUUCUAUCUCGUCCCAGUUCCAAACCCGGACGGACAUGUGUAUACCUGGGAGCACGACCGUUUUUGGUACAAGAACCGACUCGACCUCGGUCCCCAGGCAAAGUGUACAGGAAUAGACAUGAAUAGGAACUGGGGCUACAAAUGGAAAUCGUCAUUUGCCUCCCUCCUUACCUCCGAGCCCUUGACCGAGCCUCAGCCCCACAAUUCGAUUACGGAGGCGGACAACGAAGCGGACAAUGAUCUCCACAUCACCAAGAAGAAGACCAAGAACCCGAAGAAGUCUCCAGACUCGCCAGGCUCACCUCCGGAUGAUACAUGCCACCAUUGGUACCCCGGCCAUCGACCCUUCCAGGCUCCCGAAGUGAAUAACAUGGCGAAUUAUUUCGAGAGGUUGGCAGACGUUAAGUUGUUUGUGGAUUUGAGGAGUUAUGGGCAAAUGAUCUCGGCUCCAUACUCACAUUCGUGCAAGCGAACCCCUCUCGACGCGGAGGACCAACUCGAGGCCGCAUCUGGGGCGGCAGCGGCAGCGAAGAAGUCCAACGGGACGUCGUUCCAGGUCGGAACACUUUGCUCGACAUUGUACAAGGCACCGGGUAACAUCGUGGAUUGGAUGUACGCCAGGAAAGGCGUCAAGUACUCGUACGCCGCCCAUCUGAGGGACACCGGGACUUACGGUUUCGCACUACCUCCGAACUGGAUCAGACCUGCCGGGGCAGAAACUGCGAAGAUGUUGGAGUACCUUGCCAAAUUUGUGGCUACCAAGGAGAACAUCGGCAAGGCGGAGGUUUGAGCUCAGACUGUCCAUAGUUACCGGGUAGCUCUCGACUUUCUGAGUCAGGACAGUGGGUACGAAAAUGUGGCACCACUACCGUGUCAGUGUGGCCCACGCGUGGUGUUGUACCACCAAUAUGACAGGACAGCGGAUGGAUUGAAAUCACCUGGAUGUCCAUCCACAGCGUAUCGUAGGCCUGUUGGGAUUUGUUGUGGAUUGUACAGGUGUCAGGGUGCCAGGAUGAAGUGUCAUGCGGGUGUGGCGACCUUAUGUUUUCUUUACCUUUCCGUUUGUAUGCCUACGAUAUCGCCUUCCGCUCUGAUACCGUCACUGUAGUGUUGACUGUUCCCAUCGGUGCAUCGGUGUACUUGUAUGUACUUAUUCUUGCAUCUGCCUCAUCGCCUCGUUGUCGAUUCGUC
Stereum hirsutum FP-91666 SS1 is the source of this 2338-nucleotide messenger RNA. RefSeq lists its product as uncharacterized. The transcript has 11 exons. Gene Ontology annotation, molecular function: metallocarboxypeptidase activity; zinc ion binding. The record is from RefSeq and is a predicted model, not a curated record. NCBI's taxonomy places the organism in Eukaryota, Fungi, Basidiomycota, Agaricomycetes, Russulales, Stereaceae. Gene Ontology annotation, biological process: proteolysis. Bases 99 to 1937 code for a protein of 612 amino acids.